UCUCAUUACAUAAUAGGCCUGGAUUUUUAUGAUGGUUUCCUUUUUUCUGAACUCCCCAAGAUUUGCGAAGCAUUAAUUAUGUGUAUUUUCAAGUUAUGUCUUACUUUACUACCUUUAUUCUGAGAAAUCCCUUGCCUAAAAAUUCAGGCUAUACUUAUUUUAAGAUAGAAUAAUUUAAUACUUAAAGAUGUAUUUUAUAGUGAGAUCUGAUUGUAAUACAUAGUACAUACCUUGGUAGUUCAUAAUAUGAAUUUAUAUUUAAAUAUAUUAAUUAUUUUAUUAUUUAUUUCAUUAAAUAUAUUUUGUAAAAAUAACAACAAAAUUAAAAAAGAAAAUGAGAAUCUAGUUUCUGUACAAACUCUGACUGGCAAAAUUAUUGGAAAAGUGGAAAAAAUUGAAAUUGAAUCGGGGCAAAUAAUGAAUGUAGAUAUUUUCUUUGGGAUUCCUUAUGCUCAGCCGCCUGUUGGAAAUUUACGUUUUGAGAAAACAGUUUCCUUCAUUCAAAACGAAACACAAACAAUUUAUGCACUUGAACAACCAAAAGUUUGUGUUCAACACCACAGAUUGGAUAAUUGGACAUGGGAUUGGUAUCAAUAUAGCGAAGAUUGCCUUUAUUUAAAUUUAUUUUCUCCUCACAGAAUUGAAGUUUUUUUGUUUAAUUUUUCGAAUUAA
Molecule: messenger RNA, 672 nt
Organism: Meloidogyne enterolobii
Lineage: Eukaryota; Metazoa; Nematoda; Chromadorea; Rhabditida; Meloidogynidae
Source: the annotation of a GenBank genome assembly